AUGCUGGGGUCGAGCCGCCUCAUCCGUCUGUCACCAAAAGUCUUUGGAGCUGGCCUCCAUAUGUCCACGGAGCAGCAUACUGAGGCACAGGUUGCGCAGCUGGAGAUGCGUGCAACAAGUGCUGAGAAGCAGCUUCAGGCACUGAGGGUAAAGCUCGAGGACGGCGCCUGCGCUGGUGCCAGCAGUGCGAAUCUGGAGGCUCGUCUGCGUGAUUUGCUGAAACUCCUGUACGAGGACCGCGAUGAAUGCGAGACUAUCCGCGCUCAGCGUGAUGAGCUCAAGGAGGAAAACACCCGCCUGCGAGCGCAGGUGCUGAAGGGCGAGUACCGAAUUAAGCACCUACUGCGUACUAUUGAUGAGAUAGAAGCAGGCAGGUCCUCUCAGUGA
Messenger RNA from Leishmania braziliensis MHOM/BR/75/M2904, 387 nucleotides. RefSeq lists its product as hypothetical. The record is from RefSeq and is a predicted model, not a curated record. Bases 1 to 387 code for a protein of 128 amino acids. The transcript has a single exon. NCBI's taxonomy places the organism in Eukaryota, Euglenozoa, Kinetoplastea, Trypanosomatida, Trypanosomatidae.